CUUCUUUUCUCCAAUCCAUAACAAAAAUGGCGAAUCAAGGAAAAAUGCCCAAAGUAAUGGAACGAAGAAAAACAAUGACAAUGAACUGGGACGGAUUAGCAGAUGACGACGAAGAUCAUUUCUUCGAAUCCACCACCAGAUUCUCAUCCGUCGCCCCCAACGAUUUCCCCAUCGAUUUACCCUCUUCAGGUUCCGACGAUGAUGAAUUCGAAGACAGUCGUUUAUCCUUCACAACCUCUUCCGCCGCUUACCUUGCAUCUGCAAGAAGAGCCUCCACCAACUUUCGCAACACCGGAGUAACACCGGCUGGUGGACCUCCUCCGCCUAUGUUUGGCGAUUACGAUAUGUGGACUGCAGAGCCUGGUUCGAUUCAAGAACGAAGGAAAAAACUCUUUCAGGGUAUGGGUCUUGGUAGUAAUAAAAAUGGUUUAGCUGUUGUAAGCUCGAAAUCAAUGAUACCUCCUGCACUUUCACAGAAAAGGUUACCUAUUAACAACGAUACUCUUUACCCUGUUACUGGAAAACCGUCUUUGGAUAACGAACCAAUUAAUGUUAAACACGAAGAAGAUGGAUUAGUUGAUCAAGAACAAAUCAAAGACGAACCCAAUUCCACCGUGGUGGAGGAGGAGGAGAUUAUUCUUAUUCGGUCUAGAUCGGAUGGGGAUAUUGGAGGAUUAUCUGCUGAUACAAGACAGAGAAAAACAGAGAUGAUCGGUAAAAUGUCGAAACAACGGUUAACAAGAACAUCAUCUGUAUUGGUUCCACGGGCUCGAAUGGCUUCGCAUUUCCCCGGUGGUUUAACUAAACCACCGCCCAAGAAACGGAAAGGAAAGAAACAACCGGUGACUAAAAAUGGAGAAUUGACGCCGGCGUUACAGAACGGGCAGGUGGGUGCGUUCUUUCUUAUUAAGAAUCUCGAUACGGAUAAGGAAUUCAUCGUUAAGGAGUUCAAUGAGAACGGAACGUGGAAUAAACUCAGUGAAGUUCAGACUGGGAAACAGUUAACAAUGGAGGAAUUCGAAAAGAGCGUCGGCCAUUGCCCUGUUGUUAAAGAUCUAAUGCGGAGAAAGAGAACGGGAGAUCUUGCUGAUGGGAAAUCGAAAUUGAGUGGAAGCUCUGUUUUCAGUAAGAGUUUAAGAUACAGUAAGAGAAGAGGAGCUUCAAUAAUAAAGAACAUUAAGGGUGUGGCUAAUAACAUGACAGCAACAAAAGUCACAGACAAAGAUUCGCCGGAUUCACCUCCGACGACAGCGCCGCCGCCGGCAGAAGAUCAACAAACAAAUAAGAACCCGAACCCAGCUUCUGCUUCUGCUGCUUCAGCUUCUUCCCCCUGGGUUAAAGUUCGUACUCAAGGAGUAUCCACUAAGGAAUUCACAGCUUUACAUUUAUGUCAGGAGAUUCAGGCGCAUGAGAGUUCUAUUUGGACGAUUAAGUUUAGUUCGGAUGGGCAUUAUCUUGCUAGUGGAGGUGAAGAUCGAAUAAUUCAUGUUUGGGAAGUACAAGAAUGCGAUGUGUUAUCAGGAAAGCAAGCGAUUGACGAUGGUUCAUCUCUGGAUCCGGCUUUGACACCGGAUAGGAAGAAAGAUCGGCCUCCAUUGGCAGAGCUUUCACCAAUGCCAUCGGAAAAGAAGAAAAAGGGGAAAUCUUCAAUUGCUAAUAAAGGAGGACCAAAUGCCAUGCCUGAUUAUGUUCAUGUCCCUGAAACAAUGUUCUCCUUAUCGGAAAAACCAGUUUUCAGCUUAACCGGCCAUCAAGAUGAAGUGCUCGACCUUUGUUGGUCAAAAUCUCGUGUAAGUUUUCCUCGUUCAUGAUACAAACACAACCUAAUUUGAAAUUGAAACCAAAUCAACAUUGGAUUCACAGAUGUUGCUAUCAUCUUCAAUGGACAAAACAGUAAGGUUAUGGGACUUGGAAACUAAAAGCUGCAUCAAGACAUUCGCACACAACGAUUAUGGUAUGCAACACAACACCCACCCAACCAACUGAUUUAUGAAGUGUUUUAUUAACUCAUUCAUUUUUGUGGCUUGUCAGUAACUUGCAUACACUUCAAUCCGCUGGACGAUGACUUUUUCAUAAGUGGUUCCCUCGAUGAAAAGGUUCGAAUUUGGAGCGUACCAGAUCGAAAGCUAGUUGUCUAUACAGAUCUUCAUGACAUGAUUAACGCAGUUUGUUACAACCCUGACGCCCAGGUAAGAAACUUAUCAUUUUACCAUUUUCUAACUAUAUUUCCAUGUUAUUAUCUAAUAUUUCAACAUUGAACAUUCAAGGGUGCUAUGGUCGGCACUCACAGUGGAAUUUGUCGAUCAUAUCGCUUGGCUGGUAUGUUCAUCGAUCACAAAAUUCUUUCAGUUUCAAUUUCCUAAGACGAAAAUGGGCAUGCCCUGUUGUAAUUGUGAUUGUUGAUUCAGACAGCACUCUAGAACAAACCAAUGAGAUUGAACUCCAAGGAAAGAAGAAAACAAAACCAAAGAAGAUAACUGGUUUUGAGGUAAACCAAAAACCCAUUUCCCC
Molecule: messenger RNA, 2511 nt
Organism: Impatiens glandulifera
Lineage: Eukaryota; Viridiplantae; Streptophyta; Magnoliopsida; Ericales; Balsaminaceae
Product: WD repeat-containing protein 44-like
Exons: 2
Coding region: 27-1811 (594 amino acids)
Molecular function (GO): protein binding
Source: RefSeq, a predicted model, not a curated record